Molecule: messenger RNA, 1434 nt
Organism: Scylla paramamosain (green mud crab)
Lineage: Eukaryota; Metazoa; Arthropoda; Malacostraca; Decapoda; Portunidae
Product: protein FRA10AC1 homolog
Exons: 7
Coding region: 138-1037 (299 amino acids)
Source: RefSeq, a predicted model, not a curated record
AAUGAUGAUCCGCUCCGUCACUCACUGUAAACAAACGUCAGCUGGGGAGUGAGGGGCGAGAACAAACAAGUAACAUUUUUCAAGUGUUGUCCUGAGUCCCGUGAUUCAAGUGGGGCGGUCCCGGGCCAGUCCUUGCCAUGGCCCUCAAGAACUCCACAUCCGGCUAUGACUCUGCAUUUGAGGAAGACAUUAAGCUCCGUAAGAAACAACAAGAGCGUCAUGCAAAUAUUUAUAAGGACAGAGGACCAAGGCAAGGCCUCCCGAACCGAGCCAUCCUGGUGGAUGCAGCGAGCCAGGAGGAAGGGCGGCGGCUGCGCUACCAGAUGUCCAGCAUGACAGCAUAUGAGAGACACAAGAUGCUCAUCAACAAUUACAUUCUGUACCACCCCGGCAGCACCGCCUUCCUCAAGCGAGACACAUCCAGAGACAAGAAGGACAUUGAUGUGGUGCGAGAGAAUCACCAGUUCCUGUGGGAAAGUUCGGACACACCGGACACCUGGGAAAGGCAGGUGGCCAAGAAGUAUUAUGACAAGUUGUUCAAGGAAUACUGCAUAUGUGAUCUCUCCCACUACAAGGAGAAUAAGGUUGGCAUGCGCUGGAGGAUUGAAAAGGAGGUGAUAUCCGGCAAGGGACAGUUCACAUGUGGGGAGAAGAGAUGCAGCGAGCAGGAGGGACUAAGAACGUGGGAGAUGAACUUCUCUUACAUGGAGCAGGGGGUCAAGAAGAACGCUCUUGUCAAGCUGAGACUUUGCCAUGACUGCUCCUACAAAGUGAACUACCACCACAGAAGAAAAGAAGUGACGAAGGCCAAGAGACGCAAAUACAGAGAGGACACUGAUAAGGAAUCAAGGAAAAAGAGGAGAAAGGACAAGGAUGAAGCUGAGGAGACAGAGGAGGUGGCAGAGAGUACAUCAGGGAGUGGGGAGGCGCAGGCAGCAACAUCACCUGACGACAUAUGGAAGGGACCUGCCAAGCUACCGGAUGAAAAGAGUCGAGAGGAGGAGUUUGAGGAAUACCUGGAGGACCUCUUUCUUUAAACCCCACAAGGUUCACAUGUAGGAUGGCAGAGAGUCCACCCCAAGGACAGCAAAGCAGGUGCGCAUGAGGGUGGAGAGUGCCUGGAGGAGGUGCAGCCGGGCAUACAUGAGGGGCAGGAGGUGCGGCAGGAAGCCCUCCGACAGCACCUGGUGUCUGCAGUAGUACUCACUCCACCGGUGACUCAAGGAGUAGAGGAAGCGACUGAUGUGUGCUGUCUUGGGUCUCCUGCUUCCACCCACCACUCCCACGGCCACCUCCUCCACAAUCUCAGGCCAGCGGAGGAGGUACAGCCACACCAGGUCCCACUCCUCCUGCCAGGGAAGGUUUUCCAUGAUGUGUGAAUGUGUGGCACUUGGAACUUAUCUUAACUUAAAAUAUACAUUGUUUUGGGAUUGA